Messenger RNA from Fusarium tjaetaba, 1035 nucleotides. RefSeq names its product pyruvate formate lyase activating enzyme. The transcript is spliced from 3 exons. The coding region runs from base 1 to 1035 and encodes 344 amino acids. Gene Ontology annotation, molecular function: iron-sulfur cluster binding; catalytic activity. The record is from RefSeq and is a predicted model, not a curated record. Lineage: Eukaryota; Fungi; Ascomycota; Sordariomycetes; Hypocreales; Nectriaceae.
AUGAUGUUGUCGCUAUCAAGACGAUGCGUUGUCAAUGUUGCCAAAACCACUCUCAUAGCUCCCAAGAUACUUAAUCGCUCUCUUCAUCUUGCUCCCCCGUUCCUUCUUGACGACUAUGUUCCGCGAUAUAUGACACUCAGUUCCCGCGACGCAGCUAAGAAGCGUUCAUUGGCGUACGAGAAGACAGGCAUGUGCCUCAUCGGAGAGAAGGCGAAAGUCAAUACAAUCGCUCCCCACUUUGGUGAAGAACCGUGCAUUCAGGGGCACAAUGGUAGUGGUUCCGUCUUCAUGAGCGGGUGCAACAUGCGUUGCAUCUUUUGCCAGAAUUACGAUAUCGCACAUCAACGAAACGGGAUGGACUUGACCCCUGAGGAAUUAGGUGACUGGUACCUCAAGUUACAAGAGGUUGGAAAAGUACACAAUAUCAACAUUGUUACACCUGAGCAUGUUGUCCCUCAGGUGGCCUUGAGUAUCCUCCAUGCCAGGGACCAUGGCCUGACAGUCCCCAUCGUUUACAACACAUCAAGCUUUGACUCUCUUGCAUCCCUGCAGCUGAUGGAUGGAUUGGUCGAUAUCUACCUUGCUGACUUUAAGGUGUGGAAGCCAAGCACCUCUAAAAGGCUACUGAAGGCCGAUGACUACGCUGCAACAGCCAGAGAGAGCAUUAAGGUGAUGCACGCUCAGGUCGGUGACCUGUGCUUCACCGGAGACGGGAUAGCAAAAAAGGGCUUGCUGAUUCGCCAUCUUGUUAUGCCAGGCAAACAGGACGAAGGUGCCGAAAUCAUGAAGUUCCUCGCUGAUGAGGUCUCUACAGAUUGCUUCAUCAACAUCAUGGAGCAGUAUCAUCCAGACGCUCAUGUCGGUAAACCAAGGCGAGCAAAGUCAGAUGGCAAAGAAGAAAAGCAGGAGGUCCGAUACGCAGACAUCAACCGAGCUGUCGAUGCCCAGGAAGUCUCCUCAGUCAGGAAAGCCGCAGAAGAAGCUGGGCUAUGGCGGUUCAACGACCCACCGGGCCACGACGGGUUUGCAAUCUGA